AUGGUCUACAAAUUAAAUUUAUUUAUUGUUUUAUUUUUUCAUUUAAUAAUUCAAGCAAAUGCAUUCACGGGCCGGAGAGAUGGCGAUAGCGAAGAUGAAGAAGAAUACGAUGGAAAUGAUGAAAACGGCGAAGAAGACGAGGAUGAAGAUGGCGACGAAGAGAGAGAGGAAGGUGGAGAUUCCGAUUACUCUGGUGGAGAUCUGAAUAAUGAUUUUGACGACACCCAGCAUGGGAAUGAAGAUCUGGAUGAUGACGUUGAUGGCGGCCGCAAUGACGAAGAAGGGGAAGGCGUAGAUGAUGACAUAGAUGAGGAUUACGAAGAUGAGGACGUUGAUGAAGAUAUGGAGGAAGAUGAGGAGGAGGAAGAUGAGGAGGAGGAAGAUGGAGAGAGUGAUGAUGGCACUGAUCAAUCCAAUGACAAUGACAGCCAUAAAAAUGAGCCAUGUGUAUUAGAACGACAAGAGGUUGAAAGGCAGAUAAUCCUUAGAAAGUCAAACAACAGUAAGAAGUCAGACAAGAAACAACAAACUAAUGCAAACUACAACGACGACGAGGAAGAUGGCGACGACGACGAAGAUGGGGAGGAACUUCGCCUACCAGAAUGCACGGCCCUUGGUGAAUUUAAGUUGAAACAGUGCUCUAAGAGACAUUGUUGGUGUGUCAACAAACAAGGGGUGAAAUUAGAGGGUUCCAGGAGGUCUGGGGAGCUUCCUCUGUCUUGUGAAAGUUUUGAUCCAGAGAGAGAUGCAAUUCAUGAGAUGGAGCACCCAAAGAACUUAGCUUCCAUGAAUGGCAAUCAUCAUAGCAGUGGUCCCGCCUUUCUUGCUGUAGUAGCCAUCUUAGUGAUCACGGGCCUGCUUGGCUCGGCCCUGCUGGGCAUCUUCGUGGUCUAUAGGAUGCGCAAGAAGGAUGAAGGAUCAUAUGCCCUCGCAAACAGCAGCAACAAUGCCCCCGAACGCAGAAGUACAAGGUCAUUGAUAUUCAACAACGCCAACAACAACAACAACAGCGGUAGUAGUACGGGCUGCGGCGUCGUUGGCGGCUUUGUUGGGGUCGUCUCAGGUGGGGGUAAUAAAGAUCAGGAUCAACAUUUUGGUUAUAAUAUCCAGCAGCCAUUGCAACAGAUGCAGCAACAGCAGGAGUUUUAUGCUUGA
Messenger RNA from Helobdella robusta, 1155 nucleotides. RefSeq lists its product as hypothetical. The transcript is spliced from 5 exons. The record is from RefSeq and is a predicted model, not a curated record. NCBI's taxonomy places the organism in Eukaryota, Metazoa, Annelida, Clitellata, Rhynchobdellida, Glossiphoniidae. Bases 1 to 1155 code for a protein of 384 amino acids.